CUGGUAUAUUGCUUACUGAUCAACAGCGAGCCUACUAAAUAUGAUGGGACAAUCCUAAGUCAUGAGAUGCAUCGCAUUUAUUAGACCGAUAAUGCGCUGUGAUUAGUUAACUUUACGUAAAGGGUGAACGGGUACACGCGGGUGACCAAAGUAACGACGAUCUCAGGCGGAACAAGUUGAUUCUGCGUGUGGUUUUACAGUAGGUCAGCGACUUAUCGCAUGCUACCUCACUUCCGGUGGCCGGUUUGAUCUGUCGUCCACCUGCGCAGUGAUGGGCACAGUAACCAGAAGAGCUCCUGGGGUUGAUCGAAUGGAUAUAAACCGGCGGGCGAUUCUCGUCCCCUGUUCCGUCUUCAUACUUUUCUAGCAGGCUUCAAGCAGUCUUCUAUCUAAAGAACCUCAUCCUUCGCUCUCCUAUAAUUAUGGCCAAGCAGUCCAGUUUCGUUGUUUGCCUGUUGGCAGCUUUCCUGGCCUUUGCGCCCACAGUCCUCGCCGUCAUCGACAAAUGGACCCCCGAAGGGUUUGACUGGAGCGCCCACGACGCAGGCCAUCCAGACACUUGGAACGGGUUAUACCACAACCUCAGCGACCCCUCUGUUGCAGUCAGUAAGGCGGUCAUGACGAUAGGCCAGGUGCGCACAGCCGAGGACGGCACGGUGGUCCUUGCCAUCCCGUUCUUUCUCGGAGUGGCAUACCAGGUAUUCAAUCUCGCGCUGACAGGCGUCGGUCUUGCCGGCGCGAUCCAAGGCUGCGUUCAGAACGAAGGAAAGCCGGAGAAUAUCCUUUACUGUGUUGGGGGUAUACUCAGCACCAUCGUUGGUGUUGGCGGCAUCGCCUCGGCGGCCAAGAAGCUCGCCCAGUCCCGUGGCUUUCUCGGGGUUGCCGCCAAUGCUUGGGACCAAUCUGGCCUUGAGAACAUUGCGCUCAACGUGUUCCAGAAGCGAGGCAUCGAGGGUCGCGAGGAGACGGCGCAGAAGGCGCACAACUACUUCAUACACCGGGCGUUGAGCAACCUUGCGGCUGGGGAAGUUGAAUUCGUGGGCUACGCGCCUGAUAACCAUCGACUGGCUCUGCGGGACUCGAUGGAGCACCCUUUUGCGCCUAUGUUCCGGUUCGAGCACAAGAGGUACGGCAAAAUGGAACUCACGUCUCGCGACACGGGGGGCAAGGGAAUUGCCUUCACGGUUUCGUAUGCGGGCCACCCAACUCACCUGGCGACCAUGGAGAAGCGCGACGAGUACUACCAGCACGAACGACUAUCAUCCUCACUGAUGGAGGGCCGAUUCGACAGCAGCGCAUCCCUUGCAGAUCCGGCCGACAUCGAGUUUGACGGCGCUGGGGCAUUCAACCAGAUUGAAACUGCGAUAGAGUGCGGCUUGGGCGACAGCUGGCCCGAUGGCAAUGUCAUGUCGGUGCAGAUGUAUGACCAGGCGAAUGAGGCGACGUUUGGCUUUGCGUCGAUCGGCUUGUUUGCUGACAACAGUGUCGACUCUGGCCUGGAGGACUUUGAGCCGACGGGAUUGCCGCUGACGAAUUGCAACUGAGGGCCGUGAAGCACUGGUCCAUUCAGAUGCUGGGGCUGCAAGCGAUCAAGACGAUGCAGCGUAGGCCAUUGCUUUGAGGUCAAGCAGAUGCAAUAGCGAUGAUUUACGGAACAGGUGGGUUUUUGUGUGGGUUGUGUCAAUCUGGCGGAAGGAGCGGCUGAGGUUGUUAACGAGUAACAAGACUGGGGUAGGUGGGGUGGUGGUGUGGAGGGGGUGGGUUGGAAGAUGGAGGAUCACUUCCCACUGCAGAUCAGUCUUGGCGCUCGGCAUUCUCUUACAUAGUAGCCAAGUAGCCUGUAGAGACACAAGUCGCGUACGACGCUGACAACGCAUUCGUUUAAUUGCAGAUGAAUACACACUCUUGGUCGCCUACUUUU
Pseudomassariella vexata is the source of this 1921-nucleotide messenger RNA. RefSeq lists its product as uncharacterized. The transcript has a single exon. NCBI's taxonomy places the organism in Eukaryota, Fungi, Ascomycota, Sordariomycetes, Amphisphaeriales, Pseudomassariaceae. Bases 423 to 1544 code for a protein of 373 amino acids. The record is from RefSeq and is a predicted model, not a curated record.